Messenger RNA from Andrographis paniculata, 2706 nucleotides. Its product is annotated as protein argonaute 4A-like. The record is from RefSeq and is a predicted model, not a curated record. Lineage: Eukaryota; Viridiplantae; Streptophyta; Magnoliopsida; Lamiales; Acanthaceae. Gene Ontology annotation, cellular component: cytoplasm. Gene Ontology annotation, biological process: regulatory ncRNA-mediated post-transcriptional gene silencing. Gene Ontology annotation, molecular function: protein binding; RNA binding. The transcript has 22 exons. Bases 7 to 2706 code for a protein of 899 amino acids.
AGUACAAUGGGAUCUUCAAAAUCCGAAACUCUACCGCCGCCGCCACCACCUCCACCGGUGGUGCCGCCGAAUGUUGAACCACAGAAGGUGGCUCCGGCAAAGCCGGGCCGAAUUCCGAUGGCGAGGCGCGGAUACGGUACAAGAGGGCAGAGCAUACAGCUGCUCACAAACCACUACAAAGUCUCUGUUUCGAAGACUGAAGGAUAUUUCUUCCAUUACAGCGUUGCUAUCAAAUACGAAGAUGGAAGCCCCGCCAAUGAGAAAGGCGUAGGCCGGAGAAUUAUCGACAAAGUUUACGACACAUACAAAGCUGAGCUUGCUGGAAAACAAUUUGCCUACAACGGCGAGAAGAGCUUGUUCACCACCGGUGGUUUGCCGCAGAACAACUUCGAAUUUACGAUUAUUUUGGAGGAUGUUUCGUCGAAUAGGGCUUCCGGAAGUAUCGAAGAUGAUUCGGGUGGUAGGAAAAGACUACGGAAGCAUAUUCGUUCGAAGACGUAUAAAGUGGCGAUAAACUAUGCUGCGAAGGUUCCGAUGCAGGCAAUCGCCGAUGCGCUUAGGGGGAGGGAUUCCGAUCAUUAUCAAGAAGCUGUGAGGGUGUUGGACGUCAUGUUGCGACAGAAUGCAGCGAAGAAAGGUUGUCUUCUUGUUCGCCAAUCGUUCUUCCACAAUGAUCCGAAGAGCUUUGUAAUGAUAGGCGACGGCGUUGUUGGAUGUCGAGGAUUUCAUUCGAGCUUCCGGGCUACUCAGGGAGGCCUCUCGUUGAAUAUGGAUGUUUCGACUACGAUGAUCGUGAAGCCAGGCCCAGUUAUCGAUUUCCUUAUCGAAAACCAGAAGAUCGAUCAUCCGUCGAGGAUCGAUUGGAUCGAUUGGAUCAAGGCGAAAAGGAUGCUGAAGAAUCUUCGAGUCAAGGCUAGUAAUACGAACCUCGAGUAUAAGAUCAGCGGGUUGAGCGAUCGAAUCUGCAGGCAGCAAACGUUUACAUUGAAACAGAGAAGAGAAGGAGAUAGCGAACCGCACGAAGUCGAGAUUACCGUCUACGACUACUACCUUCAUCAUCGAAACAUCCAGUUGAAGUACUCGGGAGAUCUCCCGUGCCUUAACGUUGGCAGGCCAAAGCGCCCGACAUACAUUCCAAUCGAGCUCUGCUCGCUCGUUUCGUUGCAACGCUACACGAAAGCUUUGUCCAGCUCUCAACGAGCGUCGCUUGUGGAAAAUUCUCGACAAAAGCCUCAAGAACGAAUGAACGCAUUGAAGCAUGCUCUGGCUAGCAGCAACUACGGCGACGAUCCUCUUCUCCAAUCUUCCGGAGUAUCGAUCAGCGGAGACUUCACUCGAAUUCAAGGCCGUGUUUUGCCACCACCUAAGUUGAGAGUCGGCAACGGGCAGGAGUUCGUUCCCGGUAAUGGGAAAUGGAAUUUCAACAACCGGACAUUAGUCGAUCCCGCAAAGGUGGCGUGUUGGAUAAUCGUGAACUUCUCCGCUCGUUGCGAUUUGCAACGACUGUCACGCGACUUGAUGGGUUGCGGCGAGAGGAAAGGCAUGACUUUCACUCCUCCUUUCAAAAUCUUCGAAGAGGAGCCGCAUGCCCGGAGGAUGCCGCCAUCGAUGAGGGUCGCGGAGAUGUUGAAACGUCUCCAGAAGGAUCUUAUAGGGCCAGCUCAGUUAAACCUCUGUGUCCUGUCCGAGAGGAAGAACUCGGACAUCUAUGGUCCAUGGAAGAGAAAAGCUUUCGCGGAAUGGGGCAUGACGACGCAAUGUAUUGCGCCGUUGCAACACAUCAAUGAUCAGUAUUUGACGAACUUAAUCUUGAAGAUCAAUGCCAAGCUCGGAGGCCUCAACUCGAUGCUGACGAUCGAGCGUUCUCUUACAAUGCCGUUGGUUUCGAAGGCGCCUACGAUUAUCGUUGGAAUGGAUGUCUCUCAUGGCUCCCCCGGACAGUUUGAUGCACCAUCUAUUGCAGCGGUUGUUGCCUCGAGGGAUUGGCCUUUGAUAUCGCGAUACCGAGCAGAAGUUCGAACUCAGUCGUCGAAGCUGGAAAUGAUCGACUCUCUGUUCAAGCCGGUGACCGACAAGUUGGAUGAUGGAACCUUCGUGGAUCUGUUGCGCGAUUUCUACAAAAGUUCGAAUCAACAAAAACCCGAACAAAUAAUCAUCUUUCGGGACGGCGUAAGCGAAACGCAGUUCAAUCAGGUUCUAAACAUCGAGCUGGAGCAGAUCAUGAAGGCGUGCAAGUUCUUGGACGAAACCUGGGAUCCCAAGUUCAUGGUCGUUGUGGCGCAGAAGAACCAUCACACAAAACUUUUCCAAGCUAACUCGCCGCAUAAUGUCCCACCAGGUACCGUGGUCGACACUGGCAUUUGCCAUCCGAGGUUGAACGACUUCUACAUGUGCGCGCACGCUGGCAUGAUUGGAACGUCGCGACCAACACACUACCAUGUUUUGUACGAUGAGCUCGGGUUCUCCUCCGAUGACUUGCAAGAACUCGUCCACUCUUUAUCCUAUGUAUACCAGAGAAGCACUACGGCUGUCUCACUAGUUGCUCCGAUUUGCUACGCGCAUCUGGCGGCGGGGCAGAUGGCGCAGUUGGUGAAAGCCGACGAUGUCUCCGAGAGAUCGUCGAGCGGAGGAGCGGCGGCGGCGCCGGUGGUGCCGGAGAUGCCUAAGAUUCAUGAUUGGGUGAGGAAUUCAAUGUUUUUUUGUUAG